This is a messenger RNA of Oppia nitens, 1800 nucleotides long. RefSeq lists its product as uncharacterized. Lineage: Eukaryota; Metazoa; Arthropoda; Arachnida; Sarcoptiformes; Oppiidae. The record is from RefSeq and is a predicted model, not a curated record. The transcript has 5 exons. Bases 1 to 1800 code for a protein of 599 amino acids.
AUGAUUGGCGGCUCCGGUAUCGGCGGCGUCGGCGGCGGCGGUAAUGACUACCUAACCGAUUCUGGCCUACAUAUGGCACCGUCGAUGUCUAUGCCGUCGAUGUCGAUGGCCAUGCCGUCGAUGGACGGCUUGAAAUCAUCGCUAUCGUCAAUGAUGUCCGGCCUAUCAUCGAUGUCGAUCAGUAUGUCGUUGCCAUCCCUGGGCUCAUUGGGCUCCAAGUUUGGCGGUAUGGGCGGUAUGGGUGGCGUCGGCGGUAUGUCUAUGAUGAAGAUGAAGCCCUGCUGUAAAAAAGGCAAAGGAGGCGGUGGCGGUUAUGGUGGCGGAGGUGGUGGUGGUGGCUAUGGUGGUGGUGGCGGUGGUAAAGGAGGCGCCGGCGGUGGUGGUGGUGGUUAUGGAGGAGGAGGAGGUGGUGGAGGAUAUGGAGGAGGAGGCGGUGGCGGCGGAAAAUCUGGCGGUGGUUAUGGAGGAGGCAGUGGUGGAGGAUAUGGUGGUUCAGGCGGUGGUGGAGGAGGAGGAAGCUAUGGUGGCUCAGGAGGCGGAGGAGGAUAUGGUGGUUCCGGUGGAGGCGAUAGUGGUUACGGAGGCUCAGGAGGCGGCGGCGCCAGUGGUGGUGGUUAUGGCGGCGCUUCUGGAGGAGGAGGAGGAGGAGGUUAUGGCGGCGGCAAUAGCGGAGGCUAUGGUGGCUCAGGAGGAGGAGGUGGAGGAGGAGACGGUGGUUACGGUGGCUCAGGAGGCGGUGGAGGAGACGGUGGUUAUGGUGGCUCAGGAGGAGGCGGAGGUGGUAGUGAUGGCUAUGGGGGUGGAAAUAGUGGCGGCGGCUAUGGAGGAGGAGGAGGCGGCGGAGGAGGUAGCGGAGGAGGAGGCGGUGAUUAUGGUGGACAAGGAGGAAGCGGUGGCGGAGGAUAUGGUGGUCAAAGUGGUGGUGGAGGAGGAGGCGGUGAUUAUGGAGGACAGGGAGGCGGAGUAGAUGGUGGCUAUGGAGGAGGACAGGGAGGUGGCGGUGGUGGUGACAAUUAUAACGGCGGCGGUGGUAAUGAUGGAGGAUAUGGUGGUGGACAUGGAGGUGGUGGCGGUGGCGGCGACUACGGUGGCAAUGGAGGCUCCGGUGGCGGCGGCAGCUAUGCCGGGGGUAGUAGUGAUAACAGCUAUAGCAGCAGUAAUGAAAACGGUAUCGCAGGCAUAUCCAUGACAAAAAUACAUGAGCUGGUCCAGGAGGCACUGUCAGCGGCACAACAUUAUCGGCAAAACGGCAAAAAUGGUGACAAUACCGGUGCUGCUGCUGGUGGUGGUGGCGGUAGUGGUGGCGGUGGCUAUGAUAACAAUGUUAGCUGGGAUGACGAUAAAGCUAACGGUGCUGACGCUGGCUAUAAUAAUGGUGGUGCGGGAGGAGGUCCUCAAAAGGGCGGGUAUGGCGAUGCCGGUGCUGGCGCUGGCGGUCCCGCCAACGAUGACAAGUAUAACGCCAUCAAUAAUAACGAAGUAGGUGUGGGCGGCGGUGGAGUCAAUGGUCCCAACAAUAAUAACUAUAAUACCAAUAAUAAUAAUGGCGAAAAACCUGGCGGUGGUUAUGGAGCUCCCGGUGUUCCCGGUGCUGGUAAUAAUGGUUACGCAGCCGCUGCCGGCGGCGGCGGUGGUGGCGGUGGUGGCGGUAAUGCUGGUCAUCAACGAAACGGCGGCAACAAUGACGUGGCCUACGAUCGCGACUACAAAAACGGUAGCCGUGGUCUGACCCGACUGUUCGAUAAGGGAUACUUUGGCCACUUGGGCCGUAAAGCCAGUGCCAAUGGUGGUCGCUAUUAG